UCUCCCUGGCCUCUGGCUGUGCUCCGAGCUCACCCAGCCUGCAACUGGUUCAAGGGCACUCUGAGGGAGUAUAUAGAAAAGAGCAAAGCAGGUCAAAUAGCUGAAAGACUCCGGAAGAUUGGGGAAGGCACCUAUGUAAACUGUCUCAAGUGUUGUAGGGAAGCCAGAAACACUUCCCCAGAAUGCUGACGGUUUAUUCUCUUUCCAUGAGAAUUCCUCUGAGACAUAUAAUUCUGGAGACUCAGUCCGCCUGGGACAUCCUGCUGGAGAUUCUCCAGGGAAACUGAAAAUCCUAUGUAAGAAGAUGCCAUCCCAGAUUUUGAAGAACUCCUAAGUAUCUUCAGCCAUGAAUAGAAUUGUGCUGAACACUGAGGAAGCAAUUGCUGACAAAGGAUGUAAAAUGCAGACUUCCUAUGAGCCACUAUGUGUUGGGGAAACAGCUCCAGCCUGACCCCAGGAUUCUUUAUCUUGAAUGGUAUCCCUGGCCUAGAAGCUGCACACACCUGGAUCGCCCUGCCCUUCUGCUUCAUGUACAUCAUCUCUGUCCUGGGGAACUGUGGGCUCAUCUACCUCAUCAGCCAUGAGGAGGCCCUGCACCGGCCCAUGUACUACUUCCUGGCCCUACUCUCCUUCACGGACGUCACCCUGUGCACCACCACUGUACCCAAAAUGCUGUGCAUAUUCUGGUUCAACCUCAAGGAGAUUGACUUCAACGCCUGCCUGGCUCAGAUGUUUUUUGUCCACACGCUGACUGGGAUGGAGUCUGGGGUGCUCAUGCUCAUGGCCCUGGACCGCUACAUUGCCAUCUGCUACCCCUUACGUUAUUCCACCAUCCUCACCAACCCUGUCAUCACCAGGGCUGGUCUUGCCACCUUCCUGAGGGGUGUGCUGCUCAUCCUCCCAUUCACUUUCCUCACCAAGCGUCUGCCCUACUGCCAGGGAAACUUCAUUCCCCACACCUACUGUGACCACAUGUCUGUGGCCAAGGUGUCCUGUGGCAACUUCAAGGUCAAUGCUAUCUAUGGUCUCUUGGCAGCCCUCUUGAUUGGGGGCUUUGAUAUGUUCUGUAUUUCUGUGUCUUACACUAUGAUCUUGCGAGCAGUGGUGAGUUUGUCCUCUGCAGAUGCUCGCCAGAAAGCCUUUGGCACCUGUACAUCCCACAUAUGUGCUAUUGUCAUCACUUAUGUUCCAGCCCUGUUCACCAUUUUUACUCAUCGUUUUGGGGGACAAAACAUUCCCUACCAUGUCCAUAUUCUGAUUGCUAAUCUCUAUUUGAUGUUGCCUCCUACCCUGAACCCCAUUGUUUAUGGAGUCAAGACCAAGCGGAUCCGGGAAGGAGUCAUCAAGUUAUUUCUUAAAGAGAAAGAUGUCUUAGUUAUGAAAUAAAUUCAUGCGUUAAUAUCCAAAAUCAAGGAAAGACAAGAAAUGUUUCAGAGGAGAUUCUUGAGCAUAACUUUAAAGUCAGUGGGUUCAUUGCAGAAAACGAUAUGCAUUGAAUAUCUACUAUAAUAACUGAAUUCUUUUUCAUAAAACUCAUCAAUGAUAAAAAUUGAUUAAAUAAAAAAGAAUGUCUCCUAAAGUUGAGGACUUUUUUUUUUCUCGAAAGGAAUUUCACAUUAAUGUAAUUUCAAAGCUGUUUGGAAGUCAUUGCAUUGCUUAAAUUCCUAAUAUGCUUUUCCCAUGAAACAAAUUGCAAAUGGGAUGCACAUGAGAAAAAAAAUUCCUGAUCCCAUAUUUGGUAUUCACCCAUUUUUGGCAGGAAAUCCAUUAUAAAAAGAAGUGUCAGCAUCUGUUUCUUAAGACCCUUCACUCAUGUUUUAGUGACUUCAUUAACCCUCUAUUCCUUUUACUGCAUAAUUUAGUAUAACUUGUUUCAGUUAUGUAAACUAUCUCAUAUCUAUCUAAGCUAUGUUG
Molecule: messenger RNA, 1914 nt
Organism: Lutra lutra (Eurasian river otter)
Lineage: Eukaryota; Metazoa; Chordata; Mammalia; Carnivora; Mustelidae
Product: olfactory receptor 52N2-like
Exons: 4
Coding region: 424-1386 (320 amino acids)
Biological process (GO): G protein-coupled receptor signaling pathway
Cellular component (GO): membrane
Molecular function (GO): G protein-coupled receptor activity; olfactory receptor activity
Source: RefSeq, a predicted model, not a curated record